Molecule: messenger RNA, 3074 nt
Organism: Salmo salar (Atlantic salmon)
Lineage: Eukaryota; Metazoa; Chordata; Actinopteri; Salmoniformes; Salmonidae
Source: RefSeq, a predicted model, not a curated record
GAAAGGACCGCGGCAAGGAGGGGGUCUGGCAAAUUCUGUCCACGGAUUGGAAGUUGGAUUUGGAAGGGGCGUGAUCUAUUACACACCUCUGGACAAGGAUAGGUAAGUACGCCCGUGAGGCGGAGUUAAUACGACUUUUCGGGGCGGGUCUCGGAUACAAAUCACAGCCACACUUUUGAAUGGUGUGUCCUCGUGAACGAUACAGGAAGGAUUGUCUGUAGCCUACUGUGGACUACACUACUCUUUUUUUUCUGUAAUAUUUAGUUAUUUCUAGAAGACAUGGGCAAACAUGAGCAACGAACACAUACAGACACCUCUAGCGAUCAAAUAAGUUAUAUUCUAUUCUAAAGACUGAGUUAACCAAUAUAAAAAUGUGAUUUUAUUUGCAACAACAAAAAAGCUUUCAACAACCACACUGUAUCUUGAAUGUCCGAUUUAUCCUCUUACAACAACUUUAAAUAACGUUUUUCUCUCCUUUUUGGAGAGUCUCCAAUUCAUUAUUGAACCCUGAACAUGCACGUGCCUGGAAUGUAUGGCUGUAAUGUAUGUUCAUUGAUGAAGCAGUUUACAAUUUCACAAGUUCACAGUGGAUGCUUUCAUUUCAAUGACCCAUAGAUGUCUCUCUAGUCUUGUCCUCUGUAGCUCUGUCUCUGCUCUGUAGAAUGAUGGAUCUUUUUUCUAAAGUUAAUUGAAUUUAGGCUGUUUCCUUUCCUCCUAACGCACAUGACCAUCCUGUGAUUUUCUAUCCGUCUCCCAAAACAGGCCUCAGAACUUUGUUGUUGGUGUUGUGAAUGUGUUACUUGGAUACUGCUUCAAAAAAUAUUACUUUUCACAAGAUGCAUUUGACAGGGUGGAUCCUUUCGGUGGCUCUAGUUUUUGGGACCUCAAAUCUCAAGAUCAUAUCCGCGGGACCGCUCCAUGCACAAUGCAAAGUAGAAUGGUACUUUGGGAUCCCCUGUAGACAGGUCUAUGAAGGUCUGGUCACUCAGAUCAAGCAGUGGAGGACCAUGUCCAGCUGUGCGAUGGGGGGACAGAGGUGCCUCUACAAGCUCCAGGCAGCCUCUAUCCACUUCAUAGCAGCCAAACACACCACACCAUUUAAGAAGUCUGUCGAUGACCUGACGUUCCGUCUGGUCUCCUUUGAGUUCUUCACCCACUGUCACGUCUCGGCCAUGUCUGUCUCAGAGAGCUGGUAUGCCAUUAGAGAUCACGGCACAAACUACUGCAACCUCUAUAAUCUCAUGGAAGGAAGUGGCCUUACAGACGCCCCUGGAUGCAAAGAGAUAACAAGUGACUUCCUGUGUACCCAGCGAUCUUCUGCUGACUGCACUGUAUACUGACACCAUGAUGGCCCAUGGUUAAUAUUGCACGGUGACAGCUUGCUCACCAUCAGAUCGUUCCUCAUCAUUUGAUAGUGUUAGCAGCACCGUAUUUUAUACACACACUGCUUUUGUUUUUUUCAAGGUCUUCUUUUUUAUUUGAUCUUUAAUUAUUAUGCUGUAUCUUUUUAUCCUUGUUAUUUUUUACAUUUUGAUUAAAAUCAUUGUUAUUGUACGGUAACUGCCCAUCUUGUAAUGAAGCAAUGAAGUCAAAACGUUCAAGUAAGGAGUAGUGGGGUAAAAGUUUCAUCUGUAAGGUCUUUCCUGCUGUCUCAAGCUGGGCGAAAACUUAGUUGUAAAUAUAGCUCUCCUUUCAUUCUAUACCUCUGAGGUGAGUCGUGGUCUGAGGAGGGGCAUCGUUCUUUUUGACACCUAAACCAGUUUUCCUCUUAAAAGCAAUGGUGCCGGGGUAAAAAAACCACAGUGAGCUAUGUGAAUUGCAGGGCAGGUUUUUAUUAGCACAGCAAUAUGGUCAGCUGGGCUUUGCCAUCCAUCACAGCGAAGGCUUUUCAGAUCACUGCUAGAAGACACUUUGCCACGGACAUCAAUGUCUAUGGCUGUAUCCCAAAUGUCAGCGUAUUCCCUAUAUAGUGCACUAGUUUUGACAUAGGCCCACAGGGUGCACUUUAUAGGUAUAGGGUGCCAUUUGGGAGUUAGACAAUCUAUGCUUUAGUUUAGCCAGAUAGCUUUCCUCUCUUGCCAAUAGGUGGCAGUGUCUGCAAGCUCCUUUGUCUUGUUACGGUUAUCUGCACAAAUUGACUUUUAUUAUCAUUAAACCACAGCAAUUCCAAUAUUUCAAAGAAAAGGUGUAUGCAUUUCACUAUGGAUAGAGAAAGUGGGCUAGGAAGAGAGCAGGCAUUGCAUAAAGGCUAUUGCUUUGAUACUUCAUUUUUCCAGCACAUACGAGCCACCACGCUUCACAGCUUAAAGGCAUAGAUUUCCCUGCUUUCUGAAGAAGUGUAACAUAACCGAAUGAUGGGUGCUCAAAGAGAUCAACGAAUUGUUUAAUUCUGAUAGUAAGUAGACUAUUAUUUUCUGUGAAUAUGUUAUCCAAUAUAAUGAUUGAAUUGAAAUAGCUCUUCAACUAACACUUACACUACGGUAAUAUCAGGGCUUAAAUUGGGAUAGUGGUCGUGGAACUGACUUCAAAAUGGAUAGGCUCUGAAAGAUCAUUUUUAAUUGACAGUUUUAUGUCCAUCUGACAGUUAGCAUUGGCUCCGUCCUGUCCUCCAUCCAAAUGUGGAUGAAUGCUGUUCCACUUCAUUCCAUCCAGUCCAAUUUAACAGCUGUUUAUUUAACAUGUAUGUUGUAACACAUGAAAAUAGUUUUUGUUUUAGGCGUGUCAAGUUACAGAUAUUUUGAAAGCAUGGCCAAACUCUCGUUCACUAUGUUUUUUGGAAAAAGGAUGUAUUACGACUUCUUCCCUGUGGCAUCAGUAUUUUGGAGUGCAUAUGAUCCUAUGCUGUGUGCAUGGCUUCAUGCGUAUGUGGUUGUAUGUGCCCUUACCUCCCUUUCAACGGGUGCUUUAUAUGGUUAGACAGGACAGGCCCAUGACAGUGCAUCCCCUUUCCUGCCCACAUAACACAAACAGUGUUGAAUUCCCUCUUAUUAAAACUGAAAGACCCAAAAAAUCAUAGCCUGGAAUCUAAACUGAUAUGCUCAAUUUCAUUAAAACAGAGCAUAUCAGUUUGGAUU